UACGUCUCUCUCGUCUACUACCCAGUCCACAACAGUACCAGCGCCCGAGUGUGUCACUCCUGCCUCACGCCCUCUAUCUUCCUCAUCAUGCCCCCUCGUCUCACACCUUUCCCUGCCAGCUGUGGAGCGUCCUGUGAUCGUGAUGUGUGGCUAUCGCGUGGUGGAUACCACAUGGUUGACAUGUGUAGUCAGUGCUUGGUGGUCGUUGUCGUUCAGAUCGUCACACCACACAUGGCAACUACAUGGCAUCAUCCCCACGAUAACCAGGCAUUCCAAUCAUAGGAAACUCCACAGUUCAUUGCAGCAUCGCGGUACUGAUCAGUACCUAUGUCAGUACUGCCUACAUUGCAUCGUCACAUACACAGCAAUGUCUGGGAUCCUUUUCCUCUAACUCUUAAGUCUCAUUAUAUUCUCACCCCAUCAUA
Molecule: messenger RNA, 425 nt
Organism: Cutaneotrichosporon oleaginosum
Lineage: Eukaryota; Fungi; Basidiomycota; Tremellomycetes; Trichosporonales; Trichosporonaceae
Source: RefSeq, a predicted model, not a curated record